Molecule: messenger RNA, 1132 nt
Organism: Strongylocentrotus purpuratus (purple sea urchin)
Lineage: Eukaryota; Metazoa; Echinodermata; Echinoidea; Camarodonta; Strongylocentrotidae
Product: ZP domain-containing protein-like
Exons: 6
Coding region: 29-1036 (335 amino acids)
Source: RefSeq, a predicted model, not a curated record
GCCAGACCUGACUUGUGACAACGUGUCGAUGACGCUUAUUUUGGACAGAGUCCUUCUCGAGAUCGGCGACGACGCCCGCGAUGUCCAUUUCGAAGACGAGUCUUGUGUUGCAUACGUCCACGACAGUGAGCAUGUAGCGAUCACCACCACGUACGACAGAUGUGGUACUACGCAAGAGCAAGACGACGACUACAUAAUAUUUACGAACGUGGUGACGUAUUACAAGCCUCGCCCUGAAAAUGGAACUGAGCUCAUUACCAGAGAACACUAUCUUCAUAUCCCUGUUACUUGCUACCUGGAGAGGACGCAGGCCUUGGAAGAGUCUUUCUUGCCUAAAGCAAAUCUUUAUGUUUUUGAAGAGGAAGGGUACGGCGAGUUCUCGCUAAACCUUGACCGGUAUACAAACUCAGGCUUCUACCAACCUGCCAACGAUUCGGGCGAAGUUACGCUCGGCGCCCCGCUAUACUUCAGCGUCGGCCUGACGUCCGUCACGAACCUCACGCUUCUCAUCGAGUCGUGCUGGGCAACUAGCUCGCCGAGCCCACGGGACGACCACCGCUAUGAUAUCAUCGAAUAUGGAUGUGCCGUGGACAGCACAACAGUCAUUUACAAUUGGCUCUCUCCAACUUCCAAGGGAUUCAGUAUCGCUGCUUUUGCCUUCAUUGGCGAUUUCGACAAGGUUUACGUUCACUGCUCAAUCCUGAUCUGUGACAAAAACGACUCGAGCUCCCGCUGCGCUCAGGGGUGCCUAGCCCGAUCUCGUCGAAGUCUGCAGCCGUCAGGCUCGGGAUCCAAACCCCACACCAUCACGAGCGGGCCGCUCUCCGAUGCCUCACGCUCUCAAAGGGCUAUGUUGCUUGAUAGCUUUGAAGAUGGAUCAGAAUCUCAUGACCCCCUGAUGAUCGUGGCUGUGAGCGCCAUCUGUGUUCUCAUCGCUCUUACUGUCAUCAUGGCGCUGAUGAUGGUGCGCAUGCGUCGUCGUCGCCCCGAGCUGAUUGGCUAUCGCAGAGUGGGCGUUACCAAGGAGGGCUAUUAGCGCUUGAAGAGAGAGAGAGAGAGAAAGAUAGAAGAAAUCAUCCGAUUGGAGUAAAAUUAAAGUGUCAAAGCUCCUCUUAGGCUCUUUGCACGGAAU